AUGCCGCGCGGCCACCACCACCCGCUCCCACGCCGCGGUCGCCUCCUCCAGCUCGCCGCGGCGACGUCCGGGCUCCUGCUCAUCGCGCUGCUCGUCCUCCUCCCGGCCGCGCCGCCCUGGGAGCACACCACCGCGCCCGCCUCGCUCCUCCGCGCGGCCGUCGCGGCGCACCCGUCGCCGGACUCCUACGCGCGGCCCUGCGCCGACCACCUCUCCCUCUCGCUGCACCGCCUCCGCGCCGCGCUAUCCUCCCUGGAGUCCGGCGACGUCCCCGCCGCGCUCCACCUCGCCUCCGCCUCGCUCCAGUGCCAGUACGACUGCUCCCACCUCCUCUCGCUCCCGGCCUUCCGCUCCCACCCCCUCACGUCCCGCUUCCUCGAUUCCCUUGCCCCACAAACCCUAAAUGCUGCCCUGAAACCUCCCUCUUCCGCCCCUGCCGCUGCAUUCCCUGCGAGGAUCCGCCCUGACGCCACAGUGUGCAAACCGAAUUCCGGAGUGGAGCCGUGUGGCUACUCGACCGUGCAAGCCGCGGUGGAUGCAGCGCCGAACUACACUGCUGGCGCUGCUGGGCACUUUGUCAUAGCGGUUGCCGCAGGUAUGGGAGCUACUGUUAUCACUGCAUCACGGAGCGUGGGGAUUGAUGGGCUGGGAACUCAUGAAACUGCGACGGUGGCUGUGAUCGGUGAUGGGUUCCGCGCGAGAGAUAUAACAUUUGAGAACAGUGCUGGUGCUGGAGCUCAUCAGGCUGUGGCAUUCCUUUCAGAUAGCGAUCGGUCAGUGCUGGAGAAUGUAGAGUUCCGUGGGCAUCAGGAUACCCUGUGCCAUAUUAUAGGGACAGUGGAUUUUAUAUUUGGGAAUGCCGCAGCAGUGUUUGAGGAAUGCGUGAUUAAGACUGUACCACGGGCCGAGGGAGCUCAGAAGCGCGCACGAAAUGUGGUGGCGGCUAGUGGGAGGAUCGAUCCGGGGCAGACGACAGGGUUUGUGUUUGUGAAUUGCACUGUGGAUGGGAACAAAGAGUUUGUGGAAUUGUUUCGGACAAAGCCACAGUCAUACAGGCUGUAUUUGGGGCGGCCAUGGAAGGAGUAUGCCAGGACAUUGUAUGUCAGCUGUUAUUUGGGGACAGUUGUCAGGCCGGAGGGAUGGCUUCCAUGGCAAGGUGAUUUUGCUCUCAGGACACUCUAUUAUGGAGAAUUUGACAGUCGAGGCCCUGGUGCAAACCACACAGCAAGGGUUGAGUGGAGCAGCCAGACACCAGAGCAGCAUGUCAAACACUUUUCAACGGAGAACUUCAUUCAGGGCCAUCAAUGGAUUGCAUACUAA
Miscanthus lutarioriparius is the source of this 1320-nucleotide messenger RNA. The record is from the annotation of a GenBank genome assembly. Lineage: Eukaryota; Viridiplantae; Streptophyta; Magnoliopsida; Poales; Poaceae.